AUGGUCAAGACAGAGCCAGUCGAGAACAUUGAUCACAGUUCCAUAGACAAGGGUAUCAAGCAAGAGCCCGACGCAGAAGCUUUCACCGGUGAAAACACCGCUUUUCACGCUAGCAGAUCUUUCGUCAAGCAACUAGAGGAGAGGAAGGAAGAGUUACAGUCGAAAGCACUCAAAGGUGCUCUGAGCACGGAAGACUUCUCAGAGAUGUGCCAGAUCAUCGCUCAGCUCAGCCAGGUUCAAGGAGAAGUCAAAAUCAGCAACAACGCGCCAGUGGCGGUACCAUCUCCUCCCGCUAAUCUGGAUCAAGAAUCAGUUGAAGGCAACGAGAAGAAAUCGAAGAAGAAAUCGAACUCUCGCAUCAAAAGUGCGGCGGAGUACUGGGCUCGACAAGAAGAGAAGGACCGCAACCGCGAUGCGAAAGGACAGAAGAGAUCCGGAGCAUCUCAACGCAGUUCACGCGCUACCAAAAGCGCGAGGACUUCGAACAAUGCAAGUAUUGCUGGAGAUGAGAGAGAGAACAAAAGAAUUGAGCGCCAGAUCGAAGCGUUGCUUCGUCCAACAGAUGCGAUCCAGGAACGAGCGCAAGCAGGUGACUUGACAGCUGCGCCAAUCAUCAUCGCGACCACGAGAGCAGACCAACUGAAGAAGAUGAGAGAAGCUGCACCUGAGUACUUUGAGCCCAAGUUUUUAGAUCGUCAGAAAAGAGAGCUUCUGGAAGCAACCAAGGCUUGGGGACCGCGCGCUGUCCGCGCCAAAGACGGCUUCUGGGAGGUCAAAGGCCUGCAGUCUCUGAUGCACCACCAUCAACUCAUUGUUGGCGCUUGGAUGAUGGGUUGUGAGCUCAAGGCAACGCCCAAAAUGCCCAGAGGAGGCAUUCUUGCUGACCCCAUGGGCUUAGGAAAGACCAUCGAGACCCUUUCCUGCAUUGUGGGCAACCAGGCGUCGGAGAUGCUCCAAGAAGACGGGAAGGGGGCAACACUGGUGGUUGUUCCUUCAGGACAGAUGAUCAGUCAAUGGAUGUCCGAGGUCAAGAAGCACUGCGACAAAAAGUUCUCCAAGAACAUCAUUCAUUUCAAAAUCGGUAACAAGAUGGAUAUUGAGCAGUUAUCUUCCUUCAACAUGGUGUUCGCUAGCUACCAUCAAAUCCGGGACAGCAUUCCUCAUUCCAAGGAGAGGCUUGAAAUGCUGAAGAAGAUUGUCGACCCAGAGAAAUACCAGGAGUGGCUGCAAGAAUCCACCGGUGUCUUGCAUCAAAUUGAGUGGCACCGCGUGGUGCUUGAUGAAGCUCAUGCGAUCAAAAAUCACCUCACUCACUCUGCAUUCGCGUGCUUCGAACUCAAAGCAAAGCACCGCUGGGCAGUUAGCGGAACACCGCUCAUCAAUGCAGCGACUGGUGAGUCUGAAAUAACGUCGUCAGAUGAUAGGAGAGACUUCUCAUAUCUCACAGAGUUCUUCUCCUACCUGAAGUUCAUUCGAUGCGACGGAAUCGAGGAGUUCAGCGACUAUGAGAGCGAGUAUCGCCCAGGGCAUGACUUGGAAGCAACUCGGAAACAACUGAAGGACCUCAAAGGCGGUAGCACCGUCUACAACCAGAUCGGCUCUUGGACUCAGAGGCACCAUAUUGCCAGCGAGCGCAUCAGAGAAGUCAUUGAGGAAACAUACCGGCGCAGCCAGCAGCAGAUUUUAGAUGACAGCAAAGAGCUACUCGACGCUCAUGAUAGCCAGACUAUAGAGCCAGAUCACCGCAAUGUCGCUGGCAGAAGUCAUCCCCAGCCCAAGGCCGGCGAGGGUAUUGUCACGAUAGCCGACAACAGCGACGAAGUCGACAGCCAAGACGAGGCAGAAGAGGAUGAGGAUGGCCUGGUACCGGAGAGGUUUCUCCCUCCCAGAGCAGAGCCAGAGAACACAGCGUCCUUGGACGUCGAGGCGGAGGAAGACCGGCUCCGGCCUUUUGGCCGCAGCGAUUUCGGUCUGGCAUUUGACAUGUCUAAGCAACUUACGUACCUCGAAAAGGUCAUGGAGAUGAAGAAAGCCCAAUGCGUCGUUUGUCGCAAAAAGCCCCCGGUGAAUCCUGUCAAGGGAGGAUGUCGCAGGAUUAUCAGCCUUCCGAAACCACUCACGCCGUUCGACGACAACGAUGAUGGAGAUGCAGAGCCUGCCACGAAGGCCCCCAAUGAUAAGGAGUACGCCAAGGGGUUCGACUGCACCGGAUUCCAGCAUACCGAGGAUGACAAGGAUGAUAAACAUGCAGUCAGAUUCCUGCAGGUGGCAGACAGAAAUCCUCAUCUGCCUCUUACUUCCAGUGCUAAGUUAACGGCAUUGAAGGAGACAGUCUUGAGAUGGCAGGCCGAAGCCUCAGACGACAAGAUUAUUAUCUUCAGCCAGUUCAACGUUGCCAUGAAGAUCGUCGGCAGCAUGCUCGAAGCAGAAGGAAUCGACUUUGCCUACCUGAGCGGGAGCCAGACCACCGAGCAGCGCAACAAGGCUGUCGACGAGUUCCAGAACGGCGACAAGAUCAAGGUGCUCAUUGUGUCGCUCCGUGCAGGCGGCCAGUGUCUGAACCUCACAUGGGCAAACCGCGUCAUCCUCAUUGAGCUCUGGUGGAACCACGCCGUGGAGCAACAGGCUUUUGCCCGCGUUUUUCGCAUCGGCCAGAUCAAAGAAACCCAUUUCGUGCGCUUCAUCGUCGAUACGCCGAUUGAGCAGCGCAUGCUGCAGUUGCAGGCUGACAAAAUUCUUUCUAUUGACGCUGCUCUUCAGGAUGACACGACCAGAGCGCCCAAGAUUAGCGUUCAGGAUAUAGCUAGUCUCCUCGGCAAGGUCACGAUGCGAAACGGAGUCAUCCACCACGUCUCGGCCGACUACGAUGAAAAUGAUAGCGACAAAGAAGAUGAGGACGACAGCGACUCUGAUAAGGAAGAUGAGGGAGACCUUGAAGGUUUCGUUGUCCCCGAUGACGAAGAUGAGGAGUUGGAGAGUCGCAGGUCGGCGAUUCGGGAGCAGAUGGGCUCGCUUUCUGAGGAGUCGGAAGAGGAAUGA
This is a messenger RNA of Colletotrichum fioriniae, 3039 nucleotides long. Lineage: Eukaryota; Fungi; Ascomycota; Sordariomycetes; Glomerellales; Glomerellaceae. The record is from RefSeq and is a predicted model, not a curated record.